Messenger RNA from Didymodactylos carnosus, 3549 nucleotides. NCBI's taxonomy places the organism in Eukaryota, Metazoa, Rotifera, Eurotatoria, Philodinida, Philodinidae. The record is from the annotation of a GenBank genome assembly.
AUGGUUCGUUUCCGCGUUUUCGCCAAUUUUGAAAUCGACGGUGGAUGCGGCAGGGCACUUUUAACAAUUCUAAAUAUAUAUGGAUUAUUGACAACAUUAUUGAAAACAUUGCCAUCCAACCAAAAACAAUUUAUAAAGAAACAUUUGGAUGUAAAUGGAAUGUAUACAGCCGUAAACGCUUAUCGUGCACUUGAAUUACUUGAAGAUUAUUAUAAUCGUCUUGAUAAGCCAGAAGAUAAGCAAUUAAAAAAUGCUAUUGACAGAGUUAUCAAAGUAUUCAAAUGUCGACUAUUUCAAGCACUAAUUGAAAUUCAAGAAUUUUAUGAAUCAAUUUUACUUGAUGAUCAUCGGGAUUUACAUAGUAAAAUGGAUGCAACAUUACUUUUCGCAGAUGCAUGGGAAAAGAAAUUAAAAAUUGACGAGAACGAAAAUAACAAACAUGGAACUAAAACUCCUCCGUUGUUACCGCCAGCAGGACCCCGAGAAUCUAACGGGAAAAAAAUCAUAAAAGAUCCACAGCAACCAAUUCCAACACAAAUCGUCGCUGUAACACAUCCUCCUGAUAUAACACAAUUUAAUUAUGCAGAUCAUUGGAUAGAGGAAGAAAUUUACUUAGAAAGAUCGACUGGUGUCGGUCUUGGUUUUUCGAUUGCCGGUGGAAAUGACAUAUCUUGUAUCGCUGACUUACCGUAUGUUGUUGUUACUCGAAUUACGGACAAUGGAAUUGCUGCUAAAGAUGAUAGAUUGAGACUUCAUGAUAUUAUAUUACGUGUGAAUGAGAUUGAUUUUACAGAUAUACAUCACACAGAGGCUGUUGACGCAUUAAAACAUGCCGGCAACAAACAUAUUCGUCGUGUAGUUCCGCCUGACCAAGAAGAAAUUGAACUUCACAAACCACCAAAUACAACAUUAGGUUUUUCUAUAGCCGGUGGAAUUAGUCAUCCACAUGUGAAAGGUGAUCAUGGUAUAUUUAUAACAAAUAUAAUUCAUGGUGGUAUUACUGAUCAAAAUGGAAGAUUAAGAGACAGUGAAUAUGAUUUACAAUUUGUUGAACAUAAAAACGCUGUUGAGUCGAUUCGUCUUGCGUGUAGCGAAAGCGAUAUUAUCAAACUGCUUGUUGGACAUCCGUCGAGAGCUAUGAAUCCAAACGGUCAUUCGAUAUCGAUUAAUGGUCAAAUGCACCAUGAACAACGGAUAAAUGAAGACGAUCCUGAAGCUGAACGUCAAAUUGUACUACGUCGAGGACAAAAUGGAUUUGGAUUCAAUUUCGUUGCAGGAGAUGUAGAUGAAGGUAUAUUCGUUUCGUCGAUUCAUUCGGGUGGUUCAGCUGAUAAAAAUGGAAACUUAAAAAAAGGUGAUCGUAUUUUAUCGGUGAAUCAGAUUGAUUUAAGAAGUGCAUCGCAUGAACAGGCAUCUAAUGUAUUAAAGAAUUGUGGAAAUACAGCCAAUAUGGUUGUCGCAUAUAAAUUAGAUGGAAGCACGGGAAGCUUGAAAACAUCAACAAAGCGAGAUUUUUUUGUACGAGCUGAAUUUAAAUAUAAUCCAACUAAAGAUUCUGCUUUGCCUAAUGCAAAUAGUGGUCUUCCAUUUAACGCGGGCGAUAUAUUACAUGUAACAAAUGCAGCUGAUGAUCAGUGGUGGAGAGCGAAUCGAGUGCAAUAUGAUGGAAUUGAAGAAGAUUCAGGAAUAAUACCUUCAAAAAAACGAGUUGAAAAGAGAGAAAGAUCGAGGCAAAGAAAGGUAAUUUUUAAUCAAUCGAAAAGUAAAAAUAAUACACUUGAUCGUGAUAAAUCAAAGAAGAAGAAAAAGUUUGGUUUAUUUGGUAAAGGGGGCGAUAGAAAAGAAAACCAGAGUGGCGACGAUACAGAUAAUGAGCCUGAUAAUCCGGAAUCUGUAUCAUCUUAUGUACUCGUUGAACCACAGAGAUUAAACCAUAUUCGACCUGUGAUUAUACUCGGUCCAUUCAAAGACUUUCUGAGUGGGUUAUUAUUGAAUAAAUCAGACAAAUUUGCUAACUGUGUACCACAUACUACUCGUGCUCGUCGUGAAGUAGAAGUGGAAGGUCGCGAAUAUCAUUUUUUAGCAUCUAUUGAACAAAUGAAACAAGAUAUUCAGAAUGAUUUAUUUAUCGAAGCGGGAGAAUUAGAUGGAAAUUUAUAUGGAACAUCCAUACAAGCUGUCAGAGACGUUUCAAAAUCGGGUAAACAUUGUGUAUUACCUGUGACUGGUAAUGCAAUUAAACGUUUAACAGCAGCCGGUUUAUAUCCAAUAAUCAUUUUUAUUAAACCAAAAAAUAAAGAAUGGAUCUACAAUAAUAUGCGUCAAGAUGCUAAUGAAGAGAUUGCACAAGAAUUAUACGAAAAAUCAGUAAAAACUGAACAAACAUUUUCAGAUUUAUUUUCGGUUAGUGAUGGUCUCAACGAAGAACAACAGCAGAUCCAAAAGACGGCUGUUCAAUUUGCUCAAACAGAAAUGGCUCCAAAUAUGUACAUAUGGGAUAAAACGGAACAUUUUCCAAAAGAUGUUUUAAGACGAGCAGCUGCACUUGGUUUUGCAUCAAUUUAUUGUAAAGAUGAUUACGGUGGUACGGGUGGUACACGUUUAGAUGCAUCGAUUAUAUUUGAAGCAUUAUCACAAGGAUGUGUUGGUACAGCAGCCUAUUUAAGUAUUCAUAAUAUGUGUUCGUGGAUGAUAGAUGCAUUUGCAUCGGAUGAAAAUCGUUCAAAAUGGAUACCAAAAUUAGCCCCAAUGGAUUUGUUUGCUUCAUACUGUUUAACAGAACCUGGUUCUGGAUCUGAUGCCGCUUCGUUGUCAACAAAAGCGGAGAAAAAGGGUGACUUUUAUGUGUUAAAUGGAACAAAGGCAUUUAUUAGUGGUGGUGGUGAAAGUGAUAUUUAUUUGGUUAUGUGUCGCACCGGUGACUCGAGUCCAAAAGGAAUCUCCUGUAUCCUUGUUGAAAAGGGUAGCGAAGGUUUAUCAUAUGGAAAAAAAGAAGAAAAAAUUGGAUGGAAUUGUCAGCCAACAAGACAAGUUAUUUUCGAUGACUGUCGCGUUCCAGCGAAAAAUUUAAUUGGGAGAGAAGGACAAGGAUUCGAAAUAGCCAUGCGAGGACUCAAUGGAGGAAGAGUAAAUAUCGCAAGUUGUUCUUUGGGUGCUGCACAAGCCAGUAUAGAUCGUACAGGAGAAUAUUUCAAAGUUCGAAAACAAUUUGGAAAACGACUGGAAGAAUUUCAAUAUUUACAGUUUCAAUUAGCAGAAAUGCUUACAAAAUUAAUUUGUAGUCGUUUAAUCGUGAGAAAAGCUGCUAUGGCAUUGGAUGGACAUUCAAAAGAUUCGGUGACACUUUGUAGUAUGGCAAAAUUAUUCGCAACGGAACAGUGUUUGGAUAUAUGUAAUCAAGCAAUUCAAAUGCACGGUGGAUACGGCUAUAUUUUAUCGAAUCCUGUUCAACAGUAUAUGAGAGAUUGUAGGGUGCACACAAUAUUAGAAGGUACAAAUGAAGUAAUGAGAUUGAUAAUAGCUCGAGACGCAUUAAAAAGAUAUACGUGA